Messenger RNA from Anneissia japonica, 1438 nucleotides. Its product is annotated as putative glutathione-specific gamma-glutamylcyclotransferase 2. Gene Ontology annotation, biological process: glutathione catabolic process. The coding region runs from base 87 to 617 and encodes 176 amino acids. Gene Ontology annotation, cellular component: cytoplasm. The record is from RefSeq and is a predicted model, not a curated record. The transcript is spliced from 3 exons. Gene Ontology annotation, molecular function: glutathione specific gamma-glutamylcyclotransferase activity; gamma-glutamylcyclotransferase activity. NCBI's taxonomy places the organism in Eukaryota, Metazoa, Echinodermata, Crinoidea, Comatulida, Comatulidae.
UUUAAUUUUAUUUCUGUUUAUUUUUAUUUCUUCGAUUUUUUUAAGCACGCGCAGCAGGAAGACAGAUCAACAGUGUAGAGAACAGAAUGUGGCUCUUUGGUUAUGGAUCCUUGACUUGGAAAGUUGAUUUUCAUUAUGAAAAAAAGAUGGUUGGGUACAUUGAAGGAUUUUCUCGUAGAUUUUGGCAAGGUAGCCCUGAUCAUCGUGGGACUCCAAACAAGCCUGGAAGAGUGGUGACAUUGGUGAGAAAUCCAGAGGAAGUUGUGUGGGGUAUUGCAUAUAAGCUUUCUGAAGAUUCACUCAAUGAAACAAUAUCAAAUUUAGACCACAGAGAGAAAGCAGGAUAUUCUAACAUGGACAUCUUAUUCCAUCCACAAGACUGCACUGUCAAGCCCUUUCAUAUAUCUGUAUAUGUCGCAAAUAAACAUAACCCUCACUAUCUAGGCCCUGCAUCCGAAAAAGAUAUUGCAAGGCAAGUUAUAGACUCAUAUGGACCAAGUGGACCAAAUUCUGAAUAUUUGCUACAGCUUGCUAAGGUCAUGAGGAGUAUAGUUCCAGACUAUGAAGACAAACAUUUGUAUGAGCUGGAGAAACUUGUACAAGAAAAUAUACAAUAAUUAUGUUUAUUUAUUUAUUAAUUAAUAGUUAUAAACAUAAACUUUUUCUCUCUGGCAAAAGAAAAUAAUAAAUUGUCGAGAGGGAGAAACCCCCAAAUAUUCAAUUCAAUAGCUCAUUUGAAAAAUUAAAUAAGUUAUUAACCUCCAAUCAGAAAAAAAUAUAUAUAAUUUUUGCCGAUUUAUUCACAUUUUUAAGUUAAUUACUUAACCUUUUCAGUAGUGUGUAGUGGCGAUAUCUAAUUUACCAUUAGUUUUAGCUUGGGUCAUUGCGCAGAGAGUGUUCUGGUAUAAUCACCAUCUCUUCUAUGCUGCUCUUAGUGUUAAACAUUUGUAAUGAUGUACGGUAAUUAGAUUUUUGAUGUAUUGGGUUAAAGUUCAAAGUAAAAAUAAAAUGGCUGCACCUAGUAUAAGAGCAGGAUUAAUACUGGUAUUACCAUAUUCAUGAAAAUGACUGACUGCCACAUGCUGUGGUGGUGCCUGGAAAGGGUUGAACAUACAUAUUAUUAUGCAUUCAAAUAUAGAAUGAAUUUUUCAAUUUUUUAAAGUUCAUGAUAGACAGUACAUCUUCAAACAAUCAUAUUUUAAUUUAAUGCUACCUGUACUUACAAAUUUAAUACAACAUUUUGUUGAAAACAUUAGAAUACUAUAGUAUAUGAAUAAGUAGUGGUACAAAUGUUCUGUUUUUUAAGAGAAGAGUGAAACUCUGUAGAUUGCUAGAACUAUGUGAUCAUUUUCAGUCCCAGCUCUAGAUCUGUUUUGCCUUUUAAGCAUAAUUUCUUGAGACUUAAUAAAAAUAGGCCUAAAUAUAACUGCAUUCUAAA